Messenger RNA from Triticum dicoccoides, 780 nucleotides. RefSeq names its product non-specific lipid-transfer protein-like protein At2g13820. The transcript has a single exon. The record is from RefSeq and is a predicted model, not a curated record. The coding region runs from base 72 to 584 and encodes 170 amino acids. NCBI's taxonomy places the organism in Eukaryota, Viridiplantae, Streptophyta, Magnoliopsida, Poales, Poaceae.
UCAGCGUAAGCAAGAAGCAAAGGAAAAGCCUCUUGCUUUCACUAGUAAACCGAGGGAAGAAAAAUCCAUCAAUGGCGGCGAGAGCCAUGUCUGGCAAAGGCCUCCUCUUGGCCGUGGCGUUGGCAUCGGCCUUUCUGGUGGCGACAGCGACGGCGCAGUCCGGGUGCACGGCGGCGCUGGUCGGCCUGUACCCGUGCAUGAACUACAUCAGCGGCAACGACACGGCGCCCACCAAGUCCUGCUGCUCGCAGCUCGGCUCCGUGGUGCAGUCCCAGCCCCAGUGCCUCUGCAGCGCGCUCGGCGGCGACUCGUCAUCGCUCGGCGGCAUGACCAUCAACAAGACGCGCGCGCUCGAGCUGCCCAAGGCAUGCAACGUGCAGACCCCGCCGGCGAGCAAGUGCAACAACGGUGGUGGCGGUGCUCCUGGCGCCGCCUCGCCAGAGGUGCAGACACCUGCCGGCUCGGGGUCGAAGGCAACGCCGUCGGCGUACCUGCAGGAGAACGGCGGCUCGUCGCUCCAGGGCACGGUGGCCCUGGUGUUCGCGGUCGCUGCUGCGGCGGUCUAUGCCGUGUCGGCCGUGUAGUGACUACAUAGUGAGCUGGACUGAAGCGCUAGCUGGCUGGCGACCUAGAAAUUCGUUUCUUGUGUGGCAUGAUUUGUUUUUCACAUUGGUUCAGCAUUAAGCAUUGGGGAGGAGGAUUGGUCAGUGGUGUGUUCCUCAUCUGUACUACUUUGGGUUUCUUGCUGCACUUGAAAUAAAGUGGGUUUUGUUUUGUUCC